This is a messenger RNA of Paramisgurnus dabryanus, 2108 nucleotides long. The record is from RefSeq and is a predicted model, not a curated record. NCBI's taxonomy places the organism in Eukaryota, Metazoa, Chordata, Actinopteri, Cypriniformes, Cobitidae.
CUGCACUGGAAAAUGUCUGCUAAGCUUUUUGUGUCCUUUUUCUUUAAAAGUCUCAGUGAGAACAUGGUUAUCUUUGCACAUUGACGCAGGUUAUCUAUCUGUAAAUGUGUAAAUGCUUCAUAUUUCACAGACAGAAGGUGUUGCUAUCAGUCCUUUAAAAUGGCAACAUAUCUGGCCUUAGUCACUGUUCUUAUCCAGCUUCUAGUUGAUAAGGUGACAAGUGACAACAUUGACUUUUACAAUCUCAUGCCUGCUGUAGAAGGAACCCCUUACCCCAAUAGUUUCAAGUGCUUCACAUGUAAACAAGCCACAGACAACUACAGCUGUAAUCGCUGGGCAGAGGAUGUGUGGUGCCCUCAGAAUACCCAGUAUUGUAUGACAAUACAUCACUUUAACCACUAUGGGAAAACAAAGUCUGUCACCAAAAGAUGUGCAGUACAUGAAGAAUGCCGAUCAUCAGGCUGUAAACAUCAUAAAAAUCCACAUCACAUGGAGUGUGUGUCUUGCUGUGAAGGAAUGGUUUGUAACGUAGAGUUGCCUACCAAUCACACUAAUGCAGUGUUUGCUCAGAGACGAACCCACAGCUCAGCAGCAUCAACUUUCAGGACUUGGAAUUCUGUUUUCCUUCUCAUCACAGCUUUGACUGGACUAUUACCAUUGUGAUCCUUAAUCAAAACAACCUGGUUAAUAGCACUACAAAUGAAUGACUCAUCACCACGGAGACAGCAUCCACACUGGUGCUGACUGAUGAAUGUUUUUAUGACAUCAUACCCAACAGUUGUUCAGCAUCCAAAGGAAAUGAAAAAAUGUGAUGUGGGCUCGGUUAGGAGAGCUGCAUCCUGCAUUGUCCGGUCAGAUCCGAAUGAACAAGAUCUGUUAAUGCAUUUCAAGUGCAGCUUGUGCUUACUAAUGAUGCUCUUGACAGGACAGGAAAACAGACGUAGUGUUAAGCAGAAAAGCCAGUGGAUGUUAAUAGUGAUGCCUCACUGGAUUUGUAUUGACCAAACUUAGGCAGUAACUGAGCAAUGAGAGUCUCUAUGCAUGGAGGACGGACUCGCUCAAUGGCUCUGAUCCCAGAUUCUGUCAAACAACCCAAGCACAGCAAAAAGAGGAUGAGGAACGUAUUGUUCCUUCUAAACAAUGUGGAAAGACUUAAAGAGAUGUUGAUCGCAGAGAUAUAUCACUUCUUUAAAAGCAUGGGCCAGGAUAAAAUCACAGAUAAGCACUAAUGAAUGAAUUAAGUAUUUAUGAUAUAGGCCAUUGUUGUUUGCCUAUAGCCACUGAGUUUAUUCCUUGGCAUUUUAUUUUCCCAAAGAAAUAAUAAAAUACAAAUUGAACAUCUGAAUUCAAGAACAAAAUGAAAUAUAAUUUAAAUAUGCCUAUAAAAGAAUGCCUAUAAACGUUAUUAAUAAUAAAAAAAAACUUAAACUGCAGAUUUGUUUGUUGCUUAGAUAAACUUGACAGUCAGGUUUACCCCUUCGCAUGCUGGAUUGAUGUGAGUUGAUAUGACAAAUAGUCUUGUUUACCUUCACUGGGUUGUAGCUCUGAGGCUUGUCAGAAAUUGUAAAUGAUUCCUCAUCUCUUUAAUCUAUAACAUACCGCUGUGCUUUUCGUGUGUGACCAGCGGGGCUCUCUGCACAUAACAUAAAGCUUUUUAAAAACUUCUCUCCUUGCUGAUCUGAAAACAGUUUUGUGUUUUUAUAUGAGACAGUCUGGGUUUGAAUUAAGAGAAAGGAGCUGAACCAUGAUCAGUACAAAAGAGCAACUCCACCCCCAGAGCCCAGAGCACAAUGAACAGAUUCCCAAGAGGAUCACGGUGUGGGACACAAAGCCAUGGACCAUUUAUAUUAUUGCUGUCUGGAAUAAUGAGGGAAUUCCAGACUGAACAUGACAUAUUACUUCAAUAUUUUUGUCUUGGGUAUGUGUUUCUUUAGCUUCUUCGCCUAGGAAGACAAAAUUUGUGCUCUGUGUAUUGCUUUAAAUCGAAUCACAGGUUUAACAGGUUUGUGUGAGGGUAAGGUGCAGAGGAAGCGGGCAAUAGAUGUCGAAAUGCAAUUUAAUGCACCAUUUGGGGCGGUUUCCCGGACAGGGCUUAAGAUGGUCCUAGA